Xenopus tropicalis (tropical clawed frog) is the source of this 3581-nucleotide messenger RNA. It is a transcript of the gene zdhhc22, whose product is annotated as zinc finger DHHC-type containing 22. The transcript has 3 exons. Gene Ontology annotation, cellular component: membrane. The record is from RefSeq and is a predicted model, not a curated record. The coding region runs from base 395 to 1132 and encodes 245 amino acids. Lineage: Eukaryota; Metazoa; Chordata; Amphibia; Anura; Pipidae. Gene Ontology annotation, molecular function: protein-cysteine S-palmitoyltransferase activity; palmitoyltransferase activity; acyltransferase activity.
CUUAGCUAACAUUUAACAACCACAGGAAGCAACCACUGCAUCAAACAUAUCAUCAUCACCCAGUGAGAAAAGUCAUUCAUAAAGAUAUCCAGCAAAGCACAAGCAAGUACCAAGAGAAGUAUCAGAGCUGUGUGGCUAUGACAGAGGCAUGAAGGGGAUGUGAAGGUUAAUCCGCAGCAUCUCUAGAAAGACAGAAGCACAGAGAGAGGGAGAGAGAGAGAGAAGUGCACACACUGAACCCAUCACAGCCACUGGCUGUUGAUCUGAGCUCUGUAUCCUUGGAUUCGUCACUAACAAGGGAACAGCGAUGAAUUAUGCUACCGUGCAACAGACUUAGUUUCAGUUUUUAAAUAUGCAGAAUACCAACAAUGCUUAGAUACAAAAUUUCAUCAGGAUGGUUCUUCUUAAACUGCUGAAUCUUCUGGCUCCACUCUAUUUCCUCUGCCUGCUAUCAGUUACUUUAUCCAUUCAGUUCUUCUUACUACUUCCUGGCAUAAGUGGGGAAACUUCAUCUACCUUGUCUUUCUCUGGUUUUAUUCACAAUUCCCUCUUUGUUGUUUUACUUGUCAAUGUGUUGGGAAAUUAUAUACUGACAAUCUGGAAGAGUCCUCAUGGCAAUGCAAUGUAUGCAGAAACUGAGCUAUCAGGAAAACCAUUUUGCCAUCUUUGUGCCCGGGUGAUGGGCGAACAGGAACAUCACUGCUUUUUCACAGGAACAUGUAUAGGACGCAGCAAUCUUCGUAGCUUUGUUCUGUUUUGCCUGCAUGCUUCCUGCAGUUGUUUUCAUGCUAUGGUGGUUGGAGUGGGAUAUAUUUCAGAAAGCAUCUCUCUCUCCUUAUACGAUCCUAUGACCUUCCUAAGGCUGCUGCCUCUCUCUAUUACUCGAUUUUUCUCAGGAACCCUCCUCAGCUCAGAGAUGUUAGUGGUCCUCAUGAUCUACCUCUGGUUUGGAGUGGGAGUAGCAUGUGCUGCCUUUUGCUGUCACCAUCUAAUUUUAAUCUGCAGAGGAUCUAAUGGUCAACAAUUUCAUACAGCAGAGAUCCGCAUAACCAAUGGCAAAGAAAACCUGCAGAGAGUAUUUGGAAAGAAGUGGCUCUUUGCAAUUUUUGUCCCACAGCCAAAGAACAAAUGAGCUAGUUUGUGCUUAAAUCCAUUGGCUGUUGUAAUGCCUAUAGAUCAGCCAUAGUGCUAGUCUACCAGUAAUAGCAAUCAAAAUCCCCUUGCAGCUCUGAAUAGUUAAUGAAAACCCAUUACUAAUAUAUAAUAAGAUACUAAUUUUGCUGAUAUUUAGGCUAUCUUUACCGACCAAUACUGAUAGCAAGAUUGCGGUACUAGACUUAAAUAGCAUACUUGUUACUCACUCUCUUGUUCACUCUACUGAGGGAGGGACUGUUACCACUAUGACAAAUGGAAGGUUUUUUUAGGUUUGUAAAAAAAGGAAUGAUCUUCAAACCUAUAUAUACAUGUAUAUGUGUGUGUGUUUGUGUGUUUGUAUGUAUAUAUAUAUAUAUAUAUAUAUAUAUACAUACACACAGCAAGCCCUUAUCAAAUAGAUACAAAGUUUUUGACAUUUAUAUUUACUGACAUCAAUGUAUCACUUUGUAUCCUACUGACUUGUGGCCUAAUAUGUAUAUUUAUAUAUAGUAAUGCAAAGAAAAAAUGGUCUGCACCUACCCAUUAUCAAGGACAUAAAGAUAUUUUGUGCAUUAGAAUACUACAAAAUGCCCUCCCCUAAAACAAGGACUGUUUGUCCAUAUAUUGAUUUACAGUAUAUUUAAGUUGGCCAGCUGCCAUCACCUGAUCACCAAUCUUUCACAGGGACUGCAUUUUACCUGCAGCAUUGUUUUCCAAGUUUAAAACCCCCAAAUGGUUGCCCCUUUACUGGCCACCACUGGGAUCACCUGACUAUAGUUGGGGAAUGAUGGGAGCUACAACAUGAAACUUAAUGCACAAAGAUUCUUAAUGUCCUUGAGAGUGGAUAGGAUUGCUUUUUUUUAUUUUGUAGUACAGGUAUGGGAUCCCUUAUCCGGAAAUCCGUUAUCCAGAAAGUUCCGAAUUACUGAAAGGUCAUCUCCGAUAGACUCCGAUUAGGAGUAAAUAAUUCUAAUUUUUAAAAAGAAGAUUUCCUUUUUCUCUGUAAUAAUAAAACAGUACCUUGUGCUUGAUCCCAACUAAGAUAUAAUUAAUCCUUAUUGGAAGCAAAACAAUCUUUUGGGGUUUAUUCAAAAUUUAAUUAUUAUUUUUAGCAGGCUUAAGGUAUGCAGGUCCAAAUUAUGGAAAGAUCCCUUAUCCAGAAAACCCCAGGUCCUGAGCAUUCUGGAUAACAGGUCCUGUACCUGUAUGAAUUUUUUGGUUACAUCCUCAUUGCACCCCCACCUAAUGGUUUAGUGGUCAGCACAACUUUCUCUUUUAGCUAUAUAUAAUAAUAAUAAUCUGUUAGAAAAAGAAAAGAAUCACUGUUCUGUCCCCACAGCAAGGCCCUCUCUUUGUUCUACAUUCAUACACAGUACUCUUCUGACUGUGACUAUUUGCAGUUGUGAAAAUGCUCUGUAAAUUCAGUGAGGUCUCUUUACUUCCUUUGUUAAUACUGAAAUGCUCUCUCCUCUCUAUACUGUUAGCAAAAUCUUUUAAUCAUACAAUAUUGAUUCACUCACUUCUCUGAAUAGACAGCAAGGUUCGUGUACCAAAAGCUUAUUUUUUUCUUCAUAUCAAGCUAAACCUAUUGCUGUUUGAAGAUAUAUUUUAAUGUGUUGUUUUUGAAACUCUGUAUGGUCUACGCCUAUAAUGUGGUUCUCUCACAGGCCUGAAAGAGCAGUCCUUUUUACCCUUUACACACUUAAGCCUUGUAGUGAACUGUUAUUGUGCAGCUUAAAAAUAUACAUUAUAGUGGCACUUAAAACACAGAUCCAGUUUUCUUCAUUUGGACCUGAGGGUUGCUACUCUGCAAGUACUUCACCCCGUUAUCACAAUGCAGUAUGCAAUCAUUUCACAAAGAUAACUUUACUGCAAUAAAACACUAAGGAAGUCUGCUAGGCAGCAGUCAUUUCCUACUGUUCCAUUGUUUAGAACAAAGAGCAGCUUCAGACUCAGGGGACUCCUGCCACAUCUUGGGAAGUAAUUCUAGCAUGUGAAUAACUGACAGACUUUCAAGGCAUGAUUCAACUGCCCUGUAAGCUGUCACAUACGAUUUGUGCACUUAUGCCACAUAAUAUUAUCUUGUAGAUUCUUUCCCACAGUCAGAUGUCAGCUUAUGCGACGCAUGACUCAGCUCUCCAUUAGAAUCCGAUUCAUUUCAGUGCUUUCUUCCUUCCUCUGCCAGGAUAUUAGAGGGCAAAGCCAUGUUACCAGUACUCAUCUGAUGCUAGUGUCCACUGACAUGGCCCUGAAGCAAAAGCAGUAUCCACUCAGGACAGAACUCUUCUUCACUUAAAUCACUGUGGUAUUUUCACCUGUUGAUAAAUAAGCCCCAGGUUUUAUACAGUAAUACUUAACAAUUGUGAACAGUUUCGGACUGGCCUACCAGGAUACCAGGAAAACUCCCAGUGGGCUCAGGGGUUGUAGGCCCUCUUGCUUCUAUCUAU